GGGGAACAUUAAUUCGUUGCACCAAGUUAGUGUUGUAACCUGCAGUUGAAGGGUGUACAUGCAUACAGCAAUAUAUUAAGUCAAGUGAAACACAUAUGUCCUAAGGAGGACUUCAAUUGUAAUUUAAGGAUUAUGUUAUUACCAUUCUUUCGCGGGUGCAGUGCAAAGCAGUAUGUACAGCUAGCACUUUCAAGCACUCGUUUUUGCAUUGAAUGUUGCAACAUCAGAGGAGUAUCGACAUCCAGAAGCCAGCUUUUUCUCAAGAAGACCCCACAGCGAUUCUUCAAUCAGUCACGAGGAGCUAAAAGUCACAAGAGAAAACAAACCCAGGAAGAUGACUGGAAGAAAAGGAACAAGACAGUCCUCACAUACAUCGCGGCCGCAGGGGUCGGAAUGAUUGGGAUGUCCUAUGCCGCCGUUCCACUAUACAGACUGUACUGUCAAGCUACAGGAUUGGGUGGUACAGCGGUGUCAGGACACGACACAGAGCAAGUGGAGACUAUGAAGCCAGUUAGGGACCGUGUUAUAAAAGUGACUUUCAAUGCAGACACACACGCCAGCAUGCAAUGGAACUUUCGUCCACAGCAGUCAGAAAUUUUUGUGGUCCCAGGGGAAACUGCGCUGGCGUUUUAUAGGGCACGAAAUCCCACAGACAAACCUGUAAUAGGAAUUUCUACUUACAAUGUUGUGCCUUUUGAUGCUGGACAAUACUUUAAUAAGAUCCAGUGUUUCUGUUUUGAAGAGCAGAGGUUAAACCCGCAUGAGGAGGUAGACAUGCCUGUUUUCUUUUAUAUCGAUCCAGAGUUUGAUGAAGACCCCAGGAUGGCACGAGUUGACACUAUAACGCUCUCAUAUACCUUUUUUGAAGCCAAAGAGGGACAAAAGCUACCCCUUCCUGGUUACAGUUAAAUGAAAAAAGAUGCUGCAUUAUUCAGAGACUUUUAAUCAGAUGUGUCAUUAGGAAAGUGUAUCACAAGAAUGAUAUUCCAUUAGCUGAAAAUACAUUUUGGUAAUGUGAAUACACCAUUUAUGUAUGUGAUAUCACAUUGCACUUGAAAUAAUUUAUGUAGUUGAUCAUGGAUAACUAAGACUGACUGGUGAUCAGUGCUACUGUUUAAAAGAUUUUAUAUCUGCUGUUCAUCUGUUUGUGAGUUUAUGGUCGUAAUAAAAAAAAUUUAAGUUUGUA
Messenger RNA from Paramisgurnus dabryanus, 1186 nucleotides. RefSeq names its product cytochrome c oxidase assembly homolog 11 (yeast) (gene cox11). The record is from RefSeq and is a predicted model, not a curated record. Gene Ontology annotation, cellular component: mitochondrial inner membrane. NCBI's taxonomy places the organism in Eukaryota, Metazoa, Chordata, Actinopteri, Cypriniformes, Cobitidae. Gene Ontology annotation, molecular function: copper ion binding.